AUGUCUUCCAAUGCUUCGUUCCAUAGCCUCGAGGAUCUGUCCCUAGCAGACCGCGUCCUGUUUAACACCUUUGGCCGGGGUGAGAGGGCGUCCAUCGCAUAUGGCGUUGUCCACCAUGCCUUCGAGGCCAUCGUUGCCGAGAACCCAGAUGUCACAGCCGUCCGCCACUACGAUGGUACCGAGAUCACAUACCGCGAGCUCAAUCGACGAGCGAAUAUGCUCGCUAACGAGCUUCGCAAUACCUACGGCAUGAAGAGGGGCGAGAGGGUCGUUCUCGUAUACUCUCGGUGCAUUGAGAUGAUCGUCUUCAUCUUCGCCGUGCUCAAGGCCGGCGGUCAGUAUGUGCCCCUAGAUGGUGCCAUCAUCCCCGAAGACACUCUAGCAUAUGACAUUGCCGACUCUGGGGCGCGCAUUGUCCUCUGCACCCCCAAGUUCGAGGCCAAGGCUUCUGCAUGCAUUCCAGCGGAAAAGGCAGCAGGCGUUAAGGUCCUGGCUCUCGGCGCCAACAGCCGUCUUUGGAGCACUGGAUGCACCUCAAACCCCAGCGUCGAGGUGCUGCCGAGCGAUGGUGUCUAUGUCAUCUACACAUCUGGCACUACUGGCCGGCCAAAGGGCGUCGAUGUCCGACAUAGAGGCGUAACCAACAGUCUGCUUGCCGAACCAUCGAAGCUCGGCAUCAAGGUUGGCUCUCAAGUUGCCCAACAGCUCAACGUCGGUUUCGAUAUGUGUGCAUGGGAGAUUCUGGGAACUAUGAUGAACGGCGGCACACUCCAUAUUCGAGGCAGCGGCGACGAUCUGUGGCAUGACUGUCUGCGUCGCGUUGACACAGUUAUCGCCACUCCGUCUGUCGUUCUCAAGCACAUGCCGGAUCGUGAAGACUUCCCCAACAUCCGCACCAUCGCUGUCGGUGGCGAGCCAUGCCCAGUCGCGCUGGCGGAGAAGUGGGCGCCAUACGUCAAAUUCUGGAACGUUUGCGGACCGACUGAGAUCAGCAUCCUUAACUCGGCUCAUCGUCACAGGCCAGGUGCUGUGCUGUCGAUUGGCCGACCAAACCCCAACACAAAUAUCUACAUCCUCGACGAGAACGAGAACCCCGUACCCAUCGGACAGCCUGGUAUUAUGUGGGCCGGUGGCCCUGGUGUUUCAAAGGGUUACCUAAAUCUACCCGAGCUCACCGGUGAGAGAUACAAGCUGGACAAGUUUACCAACAGCGGCCGUAUGAUGUUCAACACUGGCGAUCUCGCUCGCUGGUUGGAAAACGGCAGCCUCGAGCCUCUCGGUCGCAAGGACGACCAGGUCAAGAUCGCGGGCUUUCGUGUUGAGCUUGACGGAGUCUCCAGAGCCAUUGAAAAGUGUCCGUCUGUCAUCAAGGGCUGUGCUCUGAAGAUUGGCGAGAAACUCUGGGGCUUCUACUCAGCACCGCGGCCUAUCGACGAGGCAGAGCUCAAGAAGACUGUCGGCCAUGGUCUGCCCUUCUACGCCGUACCAACUAUCUGGAAGUUCCUGCCUGCCAUUGCCUUGACACCCAACGGCAAGGUUGACAAGCGCAUCUUAAAGUCCAUCGCAAUGGGAGAUCCUCUUCCUACACCAGAGCCUUCUCCCGAACUUUCUCCAAUUUCUCGGCUGUGGCCAUCAUUCCCAAGCCUACCAUCGCCUGAUUCAAGCCACUGGUCUCCCACAACUCUUGUCGGCUCUGAAAGCCAACUGAACCUCGAAAAAGGUGUCGAGAUUGUCGACGGUGAGCCCGAGCCCAAAGACUACGAGCUCCCCCAAAAGAAGGGCUUCCACGGCUGGCGAUGGCUUCGUCACCGUGGUCUGUCGGCGUAUCGCAAGCUGUUCGGCACCAUUUUCAUCGCCAACUUCUCCGUCUUCCUUUGGAUGCUGUUUGAGAGCCGCGCCGACAACUUUGCGCUACCUCUGGACAAGAUUGCAACGGCCGUCGGCGCCAACCUUCUCGGUGCCGUUCUCCUGCGUCAGGACUAUGUCAUCAAUUUCAUCUUCCGGGUUUGCUCUCGCGUGCCAACGUCUUUCCCGCUGGGCGUCCGGCGACACUUUGCCCGGGUCUAUCACAAUGGCGGCGUUCACUCUGGCUGCGCCGUCUCCGCCUCGGUCUGGUGGAUCAUCUACGCCUUCGCCGCCACAGGCAGUUUCAUCUCCAAGUCCCCCGUGUACAAUGUGAACGUUCCAACUCUCGUGCUGACCUACCUCGUCCUCUUCCUGCUCAUUGCCAUUCUCGUCAUGGCGUACCCGACCAUUCGUGCCAAGAUGCAUGACCAGUUCGAGUGGACCCAUCGCUUUGCCGGAUGGACCUCCGUCGGCCUCGUGUGGGCGCAUCUCGUGCUGUCCGCCCAGUCCAUCGCCUCCCCUUCCCAGCCCCUCGGCGCCACCCUCGCGCGCACGCCGUCGGUGUACCUUGUCGGGCUGGCCACCCUCAGCAUCGCGCUCCCAUGGAUGCGCCUGCGCCGCGUCCCCGUCCGCCCGGAGCCGCUCUCCAAGCACGCCGUCCGACUGCACUUUGACUUCAGCACGCCGGCUCCCUGCACCUCCAAGGGCGUCCGCAUCACCGACAAGCCGCUCGUGGAGUGGCACGCCUUCGCCGCCAUCCCGGAGCCCAGCGGCAAGGGCUUCAGCAUCGUCGUCUCCAAGGCGGGCGACUGGACGAAGCGCAUCAUUGAGAACCCGCCGACGUCCAUCUGGACCCGCGGCACGCCGGCCUCGGGCGUCCUCGCCGUCGCGCCCCUCUUCAAGAAGAUGGUCCUCGUCAGCACCGGCUCCGGCAUCGGCCCCUGCCUGCCCGUGCUCAUGGAGCGGCGCGUCCCCGCCCGCGUCCUCUGGAGCACCAAGAACCCCCUCAGCACUUACGGCCAGGGCAUCAUGGAUACCAUCCUUGCGGCCGACCCCAACGCGCUCAUCUGGGACACGGACGAGCGCGGACGGCCGGACCUCGUCAAGCUUGCGUACCAGCUCUAUGUGGAGAGCGGGGCCGAGUGCGUCGCCAUAAUCUCCAACGGACCAACGACGAGCAAAUUUUGUGUACCAGAUGGAGAGCCGUGGAGUGCCUGCAUUUGGGCCCAUCUGGGACUCGUAGUAGCUAGUAGCGGUCUUCUGUAG
Molecule: messenger RNA, 3111 nt
Organism: Verticillium alfalfae VaMs.102
Lineage: Eukaryota; Fungi; Ascomycota; Sordariomycetes; Glomerellales; Plectosphaerellaceae
Product: surfactin synthetase subunit 3
Exons: 4
Coding region: 1-3111 (1036 amino acids)
Source: RefSeq, a predicted model, not a curated record